UUGUUGUUGUUAUUAUUGUUGUUGCGGCUGUUGUUGUUGCUCCAUUCCUCGUGGCCAUCGCCAAAUUGCUGGAAUUGCUUCGACGUCGACGGGGCGCCAAGGGAACAGUUCCUCUCAUCGCCAGCGCUUCCUUCUCUUUGGAACUGCGGGAGCUCGUCCUCUUCGUUGCACUCUUGAUCCCGAGGGCUGUGACCUGGCGCAGAGAAGCAGACGGGACGAGGCGUAAGAAGAAUAAUAAUAAUAAGAAGAAGAAGUCGAAGUCGAAGAAGGGGGGGCCUGCCUUGCUUAGGUCGCGGUUUGUAGGGUUUGUAGCGAGCGUGCGUGAGUGGGUGAGGAUGUUUAGGAACCAGUAUGACACGGACGUGACGACAUGGAGCCCCGCGGGGCGCUUGCACCAGGUGGAAUAUGCCAUGGAGGCCGUGAAACAGGGGAGCGCCGCGAUUGGGCUCCGAUCCAAGACGCAUGUGGUGCUGGCUGCGGUGAACAAGGCAUCGUCGGAGCUUUCGUCGCACCAGAAAAAGCUGUUCAAGAUUGAUAAUCACAUAGGGAUUGCUAUGGCGGGGCUCACCGCUGACGGGCGUGUAUUGUCUCGGUACAUGCGAUCGGAGUGCAUCAAUCAUAAAUUUGUUUACGAGUCGCCUCUCCCCGUCGGCCGGUUGGUGGUUCAAGUUGCAGAUAAGGCUCAGGUGUGUACGCAACGUUCGUGGAAGCGACCAUAUGGUGUAGGUCUUCUUGUUGCAGGACUAGAUGAAACUGGUCCCCACCUUUAUCAGAACUGCCCUUCUGGAAACUACUUUGAGUUCCAUGCGUUUGCUAUUGGAUCCCGUUCACAGGCUGCAAAAACAUACUUGGAACGAAAAUUCGAGAGUUUUAUGGACUGCUCGAAGGAGGAGUUAGUUCGUCAUGCUCUUCAUGCUGUGAAGGAAUCACUUCAAGAAGAGGAGCUUAGCAGUGCUAACUGUGGGGUAGCCAUUGUUGGUGUUGGAGAACCUUUCGUUAUUCUUGAUUCUAAGACACUUCAGGCGUACAUUGAGUCAUUGGAAGGUGCCAAGGAUGAUCAAGCGACCAAGAUUGAAGUGGAAGAGGAAAGAAAUCCCGCAGUCAUUGAGCGGCAGGAUGUUUCAGGUGGAGGAGGCGUAGGAGUUGGUGCUGAAGGCGAAGGCCCUUCAGACAUGGAGACUUGAUGACAGGGUGUUUGGGGGCCAUUCGAGGCGGGAGAAGCUGGUCCAUAGUUUUUUGAGGUGCUAAGGAUCUUACCAUUUGUUGCAGACUCUCUGCUUCCAGAAAUUGAACUAAUCACGCAGUAUUAAGUAUGUCAAAGUUUCCAACAUUUUUAUCGUGCUGCAUUAAAACCCGUCCUAAUCUUACUAUAUGGUGCAAAACCAGGUGGUGGCCUACACACUGAUCAUUGUGAGGACUCUUGGUGAUGCUUCCAUUGUUUUUGUCUAUAAUGUAUGUGCUUGAAUAUGUUUUUAAAUUGGCGGUAUGUUGCAGCAGCCUCCACCAACGUUUUAGGUCCGUGGUUAGACUCUAGUCUCCCUUCCGCCCCUCGUUUACAUGAUGAUUGCUGCAUCUUUUGUAGGAGUUGCCAGGAGUCUUGUGGUUUAGCUUUUAUUUUUUCAAUCGUCUGUCACAUUCUUGAAAGUUUCCUAGUUAUGGAAUGGAAAACAACAGUGCAUACCAGACCUAAUUCCUGCUAUCAUAGGGUUACAUGUAACGAUUGAAGUUCGGUACACAUUAAUGUAGACCGUGUUAAUUUGCAUAUCACGGAUGAUUUGAAAUCACGUAUGUGAUUAACAACUAAGUAAUAUAAUUUGCUUCAGCGAA
Molecule: messenger RNA, 1827 nt
Organism: Physcomitrium patens
Lineage: Eukaryota; Viridiplantae; Streptophyta; Bryopsida; Funariales; Funariaceae
Product: proteasome subunit alpha type-1-B
Biological process (GO): ubiquitin-dependent protein catabolic process
Cellular component (GO): proteasome core complex, alpha-subunit complex; proteasome core complex
Source: RefSeq, a predicted model, not a curated record